This is a messenger RNA of Brienomyrus brachyistius, 7046 nucleotides long. Its product is annotated as long-chain fatty acid transport protein 1-like. The transcript is spliced from 12 exons. The record is from RefSeq and is a predicted model, not a curated record. Gene Ontology annotation, molecular function: long-chain fatty acid-CoA ligase activity; fatty acid transmembrane transporter activity; long-chain fatty acid transmembrane transporter activity. Gene Ontology annotation, biological process: phosphatidylserine biosynthetic process; adiponectin-activated signaling pathway; response to insulin. The coding region runs from base 375 to 2345 and encodes 656 amino acids. NCBI's taxonomy places the organism in Eukaryota, Metazoa, Chordata, Actinopteri, Osteoglossiformes, Mormyridae. Gene Ontology annotation, cellular component: plasma membrane; mitochondrial inner membrane.
GUCCCGCUGUUUGGGAGAGUCAGAAAGACGCAGGAGCGGGCAAUGGCUGCUGCUGUGGGGCAGGAGCUGCUUUGUGACUACGAAGAGUACGGAAAGGCUUUCUCUAACUAGCUAUUUAAGUCAGCUGUGGUUUAUUCCAGUAUAUCCGCUUCUCUAACAAAUAGAGUCAGGACACGUGCCGUUAUUAUAAGCACGAUCAUGUUUUCUUAGCAUAGUUUAUUGUAAUCAGUGGUCAUAAAUAUCUUCAGGAUUUAAUAAGGCGUAUAAAAACACAGUGUGGUACCAUAAGGCAGCGCUGUAAGGUGUGGAGCAAAGGUUUACAUAUUCGCUGGGAGGGCUGAUAACAUCCACUUCCCUGGGUCUGGUCCGUCAAGAUGCAUAGUGCGCUCAGACUCUCCGUCUCCCUCGGCUCCCUGGGGUUGCUGCGGCUUCUUGCGGCUCCUUGGUCCUGGAGCCUGGCAGCCAGCUUUGGCAUGUACCUUGGCACGGGGGGCUGGAGGUAUCUUUAUGUGGUGGCCCGCACUGCGAAGAGGGACCUCAAUGGCCUCUACGUGCUACUGCGGGUGAAGAUAGCACUUUAUCAGCACAUGAGCAAAAGGAACACCAUUCCCUCAAUAUUCGCCCAGACGGUUGUGCGGUGCCCAGACAAGCCAGCGCUGGUGUAUGAUGCCACGGGUGAGACCUGGACCUUCGCCCAGCUGGACCAGCUGUCAAAUGCUGUGGCCCACUGGGCAUUGCACCAGGGUUGGGUCUCGGGUGACGUGGUAGCCAUCUUCAUGGAGAGUCAACCCCUGCUUGUGGCCCUCUGGCUGGGCCUGGCCAAGGUGGGCGUGGAGGCUGCACUCAUCAACUUCAACCUACGCCGUGAUUCACUGAAACACUGUGUGGGCGUGUCUGGCGCCAGGGGCAUCGUGUUUGGGGCGGAGCUGGUUGAUGCUAUGCUGGAGGUAAGCAUGUCCUUUGGACAGUCCAUGGUUCGUUUCUGUGCAGGGGAGCUGGGUUCGGACACCAUGGCUUCCCUGCUGGCUGAGCCCCUGGAGCCCCUGCUGGCCUCUGCCCCCAGAACACCACCUCCCUGCACCAACAGCAAGAGCUUUAGUGAUAGACUGUUCUACAUCUACACAUCUGGCACCACUGGACUGCCCAAGGCCGCCAUCGUUGUGCACAGUCGGUAUUACCGCAUCGCUGCUUUUGGCUACUACGCUUUCCGGAUGCGCCCUGAUGAUAUCGUCUACGACUGCCUGCCCCUGUACCACUCGGCAGGAAACAUUAUGGGCGUGGGCCAGUGUCUCAUCCAUGGGCUCACAGUGGUCGUGAAGAAGAAGUUCUCUGCCAGCCGCUUUUGGGAGGACUGCAUUAAGUACAACUGCACAGUGGUGCAAUACAUCGGGGAGAUCUGCCGGUACCUGCUGGCACAGCCAGUGCGGCCCUGCGAGAAACAGCACAGUGUGCGCCUAGCAGUGGGCAAUGGGCUGCGGCCCAGCGUGUGGGAGGCCUUCACCACGCGCUUCUGUGUCCCCCACAUCGGCGAGUUCUACGGCGCUACUGAGUGCAACUGCAGCAUCGCCAACAUGGACGGCAAGGUAGGAGCAUGUGGAUUCAACAGCCGCAUCCUGCCCAAUGUGUACCCCAUCCGGCUGGUGAAGGUGGAUGAGGCCAGCAUGGAGCUGAUUCGGGACCAGCACGGCCUCUGCGUGCCCUGUCGCCCAGGUGAGCCAGGGCUGUUGGUGGGCAGGAUCUGCCAGGAGGACCCCCUACGGCGCUUCGACGGCUACGCCAGUCAGGAGGCCACCAAGAAGAAGAUCGCACACAACGUCUUUCAGAAGGGCGACUCUGCCUACCUCUCGGGGGACGUCCUUGUCAUGGAUGAGCUGGGCUACAUGUACUUCCGUGACCGCAGCGGGGACACCUUCCGCUGGAAGGGCGAGAAUGUUUCCACCACGGAGGUGGAAGGCACCCUGAGCAGCCUGCUAGGCCAGGCGGAUGUGGCUGUCUAUGGGGUCAGUGUACCAGGUGAGCCCUCUUCUGGAAUAUUCUCACUCUUGCUCACACAUCAGCAGUCUGCCUGUGCCUUUGUGUCUUUUCCUGAGGUGCCCGCAUCCCCCUUACCUCUGCAGGCGUGGAGGGGAGGGCGGGCAUGGCAGCCAUCUCCGAUGGCUCAGGCCGCUUUGACUGUGAGACUUUCCUGCGAGAGGUGCAGAGGGCACUGCCUCCUUACGCCCGACCCGUCUUCCUGCGCAUCUCCACUCACAUGGACACUACAGGAACGUUCAAAAUCCAGAAGACGCGGCUGCAGAGGGAAGGAUUUGACCCACUGCAAUCCUCUGACCACAUCUACUUCCUGAACUCCCGUGCAGGGCGGUAUGAACCUAUGACCACCGAGCUGUACGGCUGCAUCACGGCGGGGGCGGUGCCUUUAUGAUGUGGGUCUCCCACCCAGUUGCUCACCAGCAGUCCUGGAAUCAUGGGAUUGAUUUGCAGAGUGGGGUAUGGAGUACUAGAGGAGCUUAGUACUAAUAGUACUGUUAGAGCGAUUAAUACAACCUUAAAGAUUAGCAGUGUUGUAAUUUCUAAUAUGAACGUGAUAGGGUAAGGAGGUCAACUGUGAUAGUCAGCGGUGGGGACAGUACACGGUGUCAGAGGGAGGUGUGUCCCAGAAUGGGACCUCUGCUACCGCAGAGGAGCAAAGCUGCUGUGGCCAGUCGGGCACACGCUCCACCUCUGCUGCAGGAUCACAUGACCUUUUUGUGUUUAAGGCAGUAUCUGCAGCCCAGCCUGCUGGGAAGGUCACCCCAGCACGCCAUGUGUUUUUGCUACUGGAGGUAUUUCCCUUUACACUCCCCCCCCCCCCCCCCCCCCCGGCUAGUCAAUUUAAUGCAUUGUCAUGGUGUUUGCAAACAAACACAUUUUGCCAAGCCGGUCAGGACUUUCUUUCACUUCAGAUUGCGAACCCCCCCCCCCCCCAAACUGUCACUCAAACUGCAGUGUCCCGGACAAAGGUUUUGAACUGUAACUCAUCAGGGUAAAAACAAAAUGAAAGUGCGAGCUGCUCCUGCAGCUGCCUGUCCUUGGGUCACUGUGGGUUACAGGCUGUUUGCCAUGUUUGGCGGCUCCCUGCAGUGCUGCGUGGUGCUCAGCUCCCACAGGUGGCAUCGUGACUCCCGGGACCCUGUGUUAUCUUCAGGAUUUCCUGCUCUAAACCGAUGGUUCUGUCAGGUGGUACCAUACCAAGCACCACACAUUGUAGAAAUUGGUGUCUCAUACUGAACCCAGUGCCUUUACUGAACCCAGUGCCCAGUCCGAGUAUAAUAGGUAACAUGACUGCAAAGAAUGGUUUUAAGUAAAUGUGCUGUACUGAUUUGUGGUUCUUGUGUGCACAGAUCCCUUGCUGAGAUCUGUUGCAGUGAUGUAAAACACACAGUUCUCUGUGGUGAUGAACGUUUGGAAUGUGUGAGUUUCUGGUUGAGAUUUUGCUGUUUGUAGAAAUAUGUUUUUUUGGUAGCAAUGCGUAGACAUGCCUGUAGUCACACAUUUAAAUGGAUAUGGAGUGAAUCUCGUUCUAUUAGUGAAUGUUAACAACCUGCUCUGUUUUGGGAGGUCGGGGGAUGGGCCCUGAUAGGUGGUGAAUUAUGGAAUUUGCCAAAAAAAAAAGUUUUCUUGCAAGGGUCAUUAAAAUCUAUUCUAUUAUUUAAUAGUAGGACCAUGUCUGAUCCUUAUCCACCCCGGGGUCAGUCCUCCUAUCCAUAUCCUGGCAUGGACACUGCGUCGCAGGCGCUGUCUGAUGGACACUGCAUCACUGCGUCGCAGGCGCUGUCUGAUGGACACUGCAGCUCAGGCGCUAUACCUGCCCUUUUGGUCCACGGGGGAGUUCAGCAGAGGCGACACUACAUCAGUAGAAUAAGGAACAAGAAGCAAAUGCAGGGAAUACUGCACUGAGGUUAUUUACAAAGGGGUGUUGAGGUGCCUGUACUAUAUGAACAGAACUUGAAACUCAGGGGAACAAAGGGGAAAUGAACCCGAGACUCAGGUAGGGAUGACAGGUGACGCCUAGGAGAAGAUUAACAAAACCAAACAGGAACAACAUUUUCUUGUGGUGGAGAAGAAAGGCAGCUACUGCAGAAAAAAGGAGCUUACAAGACUUACAGGUGCCGGUCAUAUAAUUAGAAUAUCUCCAAAAAGUUGAUUUAUUUCACUAAUUACAUUUAUAGAAGUGAAACUUGUAUAAUGUAUACAUUCAUUCCACACAGACUGACAUAUUUCCAGUGUUUAUUUCUUUUAAUUUUGAGGAUUAUAACUGACAACUAAUGAAAACCCCAAUUCAAUAUUUCAGAAAAUUAGAAUAUUGUGAAAAGGUUCAGUAUUGAAGACACCUGGUGCCACAGUCUAAUCAGCUAAUUAACUCAAAACACCUGCAAAGGCCUUUAAAUGGCCUCUCAGUCUAGUUCUGUCGGCUACACAAUCAUGGGGAAGACUGCUGAUUUGACAGUUGUCCAAAAGACGACCAUUGACACCUUGCACAAGGAGGGCAAGACACAAAAGGUCAUUGCAAAAGAGGCUGGCUGUUCACAGAGCUCUGUGUCCAAGCACAUUAAUAGAGAGGCGAAGGGAAGGAAAAGAUGUGGCAGAAAAAAAUGUACAAGCAAUAGGGAUGACCGCACCCUGGAGAGAAUCGUGAAACAAAAGCCAUUCAAAAAUGUGGGGGAGAUUCACAGAGUGGACUGCAGCUGGAGUCAGUGCUUCAAGAACCACUACGCACAGACGUAUGCAAGACAUGGGUCUCAGCUUUCGCAUUCCUUGUGUCAAGCCACUCUUGAACAACAGACAGCGUCAGAAGCGUCUCGCCUGGGCUAAAGACAAAAAGGACUGGACUGCUGCUGAGUGGUCCAAAGUUAUGUCCUCUGAUGAAAGUAAAUUUUGCAUUUCCUUUGGACAUCAGGGUCCCAGAGUCUGGAGGAAGAGAGGAGAGGCACAGAAUCCACGUUGCUUGAGGUCCAGUGUAAAGUUUCCACAGUCAGUGAUGGUUUGGGGUGCCAUGUCAUCUGCUGGUGUUGGUCCACUGUGUUUUCUGAGGUCUAAGGUCAACGCAGCUGUAUACCAGGACGUUUUAGAGAACUUCAUGCUUCCUGCUGCUGACUAACUUUAUGGAGAUGCAGAUUUCAUUUUCCAACAGGACUUGGCACCUGCACACAGUGUCAAAGCUACCAGUACCUGGUUUAAGGACCAUGGUAUCCCUGUUCUUGGCCAGCACACUCGCAUGACCUUAACCCCAUUGAAAAUCUAUGGGUUAUUGUGAAGAGGAAGAUGCGAUAUGCCAGACCCACAAUACAGAAGAGCUGAAGGCCACUAUCAGAGCAACCUGGGCUCUCAUAAGACCUGAGCAGUGCCACAGACUGAUCGACUCCAUGCGUGUGGAAUGAAUGUAUACAUUAUACAGGUUUCACCUCUUGAAUGGAAGUAGUGAAAUAAAUCAACUUUUUCAAGAUAUUCUAAUUAUAUGACCAGCACCUGUACUUUAGUUUUCCAAGGUAACACAUUUUCCAAAUUGAAAGUCAAGAAUGUCUUUGCUUGUUGUCCAAACAUCUUUUUCAAGGUAUAAAUAUGGUCAGACUAAGUAGAGGACUGUACAACAAUAUCAUGAAUAUAAGCUCUGCAGUUGGGAUAAUCUCCUACCACCAAAUUAACAAGUCUCUGACAAGUAGCAGAGGGCGGCAUGGUGGUGCAGUGGUUAGCACUGUUGCCUCACACCUCUGGGACCUGGGUUCGAGUCUCCACCUGGGUUACAUGUGUGCGGAAUUUGCAUGUUCUCCCCAUGUCGUCGUGGGGUUUCCUCCAGGUACUCCGGUUUCCCCCCACAGUCCAAGAACAUGCUGAGGCUAAUUGGAGUUACUAAAUUGCCCAUAGGAGUGCAUGUGUGAGUGACUGGUGUGUGAGUGUGCCCUGCGAUGGGCUGGCCCCCCAUCCUGGGUUGUUCCCUGCCUCGUGCCCACUGCUUCCAGGAUAGGCUCCGGACCCCCUGUGACCCAGUAGGAUAAGCGGUUUGGAAAAUGGAUGGAUGGUUGGAUGAAAAGUAGCAAGGGCAUUUCAUAAUGCAAAAGCCAUAACAAAGUAUUGUAUAAAGGCAUCAGGAGUUACAAAAGCCGACAUGUCUGAGCCUUGAGGAGUAAGAGAAAUUUGCCAAUACACAUUAAUCAUAUGCAACUCAGUGACUUGCAGUACUCAAUCUAAUCAAUACAAUCAUCCAUGCGUGACAAUGAUAAGCAUCAGAAACUGUCACAGCAUUUUCUCUGUAGUAGCCAGUACAAAAUCUGUUUCCUGGAAAUCUGUUUCCUGUACAUCAGCAUGUAUCCAGAACAGUAAUAUGAGAUAUUGGGGGUACACGUCCCCCUGGAUCCUACACCCCUGAGUGUCAGUCUUUAUGUAUCACAUGCUACAGCACAUGUAUCACCAUCUGCAUGAGGCCGCCAUGCCUCUGUAAAUCUGCAGCAUGUAUCCAGAACAGUAAUAUGAGAUAUUGGGGGUACACGUCCCCCUGGAUCCUACACCCCUGAGUGUCAGUCUUUAUGUAUCACAUGCUACAGCACAUGUAUCACCAUCUGCAUGUGGCCGCCAUGCCCCUGUACAUCUGCAGCAUGUAUCCAGAACAGUAAUAUGAGAUAUUGGGGGUACACGUCCCCCUGGAUCCUACACCCCUGAGUGUCAGUCUUUAUGUAUCACAUGCUACAGCACAUGUAUCACCAUCUGCAUGAGGCCGCCAUGCCUCUGUAUGAUCAGUGUGUGAACAUUUGAUUGUGUUUUCUCUGCCUCUUAUUUUUGCUGUGUUUAUUUUAUGUGACUUUGGCAUGUUUUCGGUUGUGUUUUCUCUGUUUUUUGCUUUCCUUUCUGUUGUUAUUUUGGAUUGUUUGGGAGUUUUUGAUGUUAAUUUUCAGGGUUUUCCCUUAAAACCCUGAUUUUGAUGAUGUAUUCGGCUGAAUGUGGAAUGUGAUCUCCUGAACCUGCAGGCCACUCACAGGAGCAGUGAAAAUAAUAAAAGACUUUGCCCACCUGAA